GUUGUAGUUCUAUUCGGAGACCCGGGCGACUUAAAGUAGAUAUCAAAUGUUUCUUUAAAAAAACUACAACUCCCAUGUCCAUCAGAACAUUUCAACAUGGCUGCCCCCUCAGUGGCAGCAAGUGAGCUGCUACAUAAUAUCAAUAAACAAAUAUCAACAUUGUAUCCAAAAGCCUCGUGUGCAAUUAGAGGAAUUAGCACAACAAGCUCAAGAUGCUACAGUCAGCCGCAGCGGAGAGCGGAGAGUGCUCCCCAGCAGCUGGUGGGAGUUGUAGGCCUGGAAAUCCAUGCCCAGAUUAACUCCAACACCAAGCUAUUCUCCGGCUCACAGGUUCGCUUCUCAGCACCUCCAAACUCCCUGGUGUCAUUCUUUGAUGCAUCCUUACCUGGCACAUUACCCGUCCUGAACAAGCGAUGUGUCGAGGCAGCCGUGAUGACAGGAUUGGCUCUUAACUGCACCAUUAACAAGAAGUCCGUUUUUGACAGAAAGCACUACUUCUACGCCGACCUCCCAGCUGGGUACCAGAUCACUCAGCAGCGGCAGCCCAUUGCAAGAGACGGCACGCUGACUUACAGCCUCCUCGGAGGGAAAAAGAGGAGCCAGAUGAUCAGAAAAACUGUGAACAUCAUACAGAUCCAGCUGGAGCAGGACAGCGGCAAGAGUCUCCACGAUGAGCUCCGCAGCCAGACACUUAUAGACCUGAACAGAGCAGGUGUAGGCCUAAUGGAGCUGGUGAUGGAGCCAGACAUGAGCUGUGGAGAGGAGGCUGCUGCAGCUGUCAGAGAGCUUCAGCUCAUCCUGCAGGCUCUGGGCACCUGUCAAGGCAACAUGUCAGAGGGACAGCUGAGAGUAGAUGCCAACGUGUCCGUCCACAAACCAGGCGAGCCUCUGGGGAUCAGAGCCGAGGUGAAGAACAUCAACAGUGUCCGGUACCUGGCCAGAGCUAUAGACUACGAAAUCAAGAGACAGAUCGAUGUCGUGCAGCGAGGGGGGACUGUGCAAAAUGAGACCAGGGCGUAUGACUCCAAAUCAGGGGAGACCAUUCCUAUGAGGGACAAAGAGGGUCUUCAGGACUACAGGUUUAUGCCUGAGCCCAACCUGCCCCCUCUGAUUGUGUACGAGGAUAACGCAUCGCUGCCCACUGGCGUUGAUGCGAGCCAGGCGGUAGUGGUGCAGAAGAUAAGAGAACGACUGCCAGAGCUACCCAGCGUCAAAAGAGACAGGCUGGUGGAGACGUACGGCAUCCUGCCCGAGCACAGCUUCACUCUGGUGAAUGAGGACGGGUUGGUGGAGUACUUUGAGGCGGUGCUGAAGGCAACCAACAAGGAGCCGAGGAAGGUUAUUGGCUGGGUGACAAAUGAGCUGUUGGGUCACCUCAAACAAAAAGACAUGAGCGUGAACCAGAGCCCCGUCUCUCCCUCUGCCCUGUCUGAGCUGCUGGAGCUCAUGGAAACAGGACACAUCUCCUCUUCGGUUGCCAAGCAGGUGUUUCAGGAGAUGUGGGUUUCAUCAGGUAAGACGGCCUCGCAGAUCAUCCAUGAGCAGGACUUAGGUCUUGUUAGUGACACAUCACAGCUGCAAAGUAUCUGCCAGGAGGUGGUGAACUCACAUCCUGAUGAGGUUCAGGCCAUCAGGAAUGGAAACAAGAAGGUUCUGAACAAGCUGAUGGGACUGGUUCAGAAAGAGACCAAAGGCCGAGCUGACCCGGUUAUAGUGAGAAAAAUGUUACAGGAGAAGACUUCAUGAAGGUUAGACUGUUCUGCGGGAGCCAAAUUAUGGCAUUUGUGAACUUUAUGAAAGACUAACUAUGUGAAAGUAACGUUUUAUAUAACUUAAGUCCAUGUCAUAUUGAAGUAAGUGGUCUUCUGUGUGAAGAGGAAACUAUUGAUGGUCAAGCUGAAGAUGUACUUUUGAGAGGUUGACCUUUUUGUAAGUACUGAAAAAAGAACUUUAUGUUUGUGUUUGAAAAGUAAUAAAGCUUUUAAGAUGAA
This is a messenger RNA of Labrus bergylta (ballan wrasse), 1991 nucleotides long. It is a transcript of the gene gatb, whose product is annotated as glutamyl-tRNA(Gln) amidotransferase, subunit B. Lineage: Eukaryota; Metazoa; Chordata; Actinopteri; Labriformes; Labridae. Gene Ontology annotation, cellular component: glutamyl-tRNA(Gln) amidotransferase complex; mitochondrion. The record is from RefSeq and is a predicted model, not a curated record. Gene Ontology annotation, molecular function: glutaminyl-tRNA synthase (glutamine-hydrolyzing) activity. Gene Ontology annotation, biological process: mitochondrial translation; glutaminyl-tRNAGln biosynthesis via transamidation.